CCUGCGUUUGCACUGGCCAACUGUCUUCAUCUCCAGGGAAUUCCCACAUGAUAACAACUUUCACGAAAUAAAAGCGAUUAAAUGAGAAAUCAUCUUCGAAAUAAUCCAAAAUAUCCAAAGUUCCGAAAGUGACAAGAACUUGCUAUACUCCAAAACGUAUUGGUGCAACGUACACUAAACACGGUAACGGAGUAUCAUAAGAAUCCUGUUACCAUGGAAAACAAGAUGCUCCUGUGGAGAUUGCGGUGGGAUACAAGGAACCUUUCGUGGUGUUUUUUUCUCUGUUAAUAGUAAUCUUACGCGCGACUCGAUUAUGCAGCUGUCUACGGCAUGGCAUUCGAUUAUCAUGAGAAAUUGUUCGUUUUCGUCUUCAUACUAUCCUUGGGGUGUGUUGCUUAUUCAGCUAAUUAUACAUUUUUUGUCGUUUCUACCAGUACAUUUCUUGCAGCUUGCAAUGAUUUGAAAACGUACUACACCAGCGCUAAGCUGAAGUACGGUGAAUAUAACAAUAUAACUUGCCUGUCAUACGAAAUUGCUGAUCAGCUUAAGCUUGCUAAUACCACCAAUGCCUCUACCAUAGCUUUGAAAACUACCACUGGAGCUAAUCUGACAGCAGCUGAAGUAGGACAAACUGUAUUGUUUCUGAUGCGAACACCACUAGUUCCUCAAGAGGAAACGCUGCUACAGUCAUCCUUUCGCCAAUUCCCGGUUAUUGUUAAUUGUAUUUUGAUUGGUUACAAUAUUCCGGAACUUACUGCUAAAGGUGAAGUAUUCCGAUUAACUCAAGACAAUUUGGUGGGAAUUUUCAGCGGAACAAUAAAAUUCUGGAAUGACACAAGGCUCUUAGUAAAUAAUACUGCGCUUCGUGCACCUAACGGAAGUUCUAUUCUGCCCGGGAAGCGCAUAACAUUGGGAUUUCGUCUGGAUCGCUAUCUUUCAACGUGGGUUCUGACCAGAACCUUGUCGUCCAUAUCUCCUGGCUGGGCAAAGACGUACGGGAAUAUUCAAGACGGCACCGUGUUUUCUACAACGGUCAAAGGUCCCAAGACGUGGCUGACCAAUAAGAUGUUGGGUAUCAGCUUGUAUGGCUUUUUGAAGGACACUCCUUAUUCGAUGAUCAUAGCACCACAGGAGGAUGUCGAAAAGUAUGGGUUUGAUGUGGUGAGAGUACAGAACAGUCAAGGGAAGUUCACCAAAUGCACUGAGCUUACGAUAAAUGGAGGCAUCGAAGCUGCAUCCAGUUCCUACGCUGCCCGCGUCCGUAACGGCUCCAUGGAGAAUUUGAACGGAACGACCACUUAUCCGCUGCUGGGUUUUUCAUAUGUCGGACUAUCACUUACCAAACUUGGCCAACGGGACCAGCUGUUUGACUGCACCAUCCUGUCCGGAAGCCUUCGGUUUCUCAAUUGGAUUCUCGAUGCAUCUAACCAAGAGUCCCAGCAGAUCCUCACAAACAACUACUAUAUUCGAUGCCCAGCUGCGUGGUAUCCGGAUUUAUGGAGCCUGCAACAAGAUCUCCGUUGUGGAGAUCGAAAACAGCUGGUACAGCGCUAUCUGGAUUCGAUUCAGUCGACAGAAGAUACUUAUGAGCUUCUACAUUCAACUACGUUUUGGGCGUAUCUUAUAUGUGGACUACUCGCCGGCCUGGCCGUUGCUGCAUAUGUUGGGAAACAAGCAUACAUAUAUCUGAACCGGCUUCGUAGAGAAAACAUGGAACAGUAUGCUAUUAGCAGUAAAAUGAUACGUAUUACGCCAUCCGUUUACUCACCGAUGGAUCGUUUCAAAGGUGUCGUUGCGUCACGGAAAGUCGUGGACCGGUAUAUACCUACCGCUUCUCUGCAAUGUUUGGCAACCGGAACCUGGGGUGAAUAUGAAGUUUUCCUGCGGCCGUGCAGUCUAAUGCUGCACAGGUUAAAUCAUCGAACCAGAAUGCAGAUGUUAAAGCUCAUGGAGAUAUCAAGCCAGAAAAAUAUCGUGGAAUUUUAUGGAAUGACCGAAGUUCCCGGUGGCAGAUGCUUGGUGUGCAACUUUUGCCCGUUUGGUGACUUGCGGACGCUGGUUAUUUCGAAGAAACACAUUUUCAGCAUGAACACGAAGUUUUCGUUAAGCGGAGAUAUUGCUGAAGGUAUGGAAUACCUGCAUGAUUGCGACGUUGUUCAUGGAAAUCUGCGCAGCUGCGCUGUAUAUAUCGAAGCAAAUUGGACGGCAAGGAUUUCUGAUUUCGAGUACGAUACCUUGCACCAAGUCCAAGGGUCAUUCCAUCCAACCGUAGCUCAGCUCAAGCAAAAACUGAAUUUGUAUCAGCAAACAUCACUGUACCCUUGGCUGUACUGGACUGCACCAGAAAUUCUGCGGCAGGGAAUAACAGCGGAAAUACCACCGGAAAAAAGUGCGGAUAUUUAUAGCUUCGGCAUCGUCUGCUCUGAAAUCUUCGCCAUGGAACCGGCGUACCAAAAGUACCAAGAACUGCCUUACAAGCUAACUCCAGCCCAGAUCCUCAAUGGGAUAUUGUCGGCCGAUAUGCGCCCUCGAGAAGACUGGAAGACCACCGCCACUCCAAAGUGUGUGCUGCGCGUUAUGGAGCACUGCUGGCAAGAAAACGCUUCACGUCGACCGUCUUUCGCCACACUGCGCAAACUACUCCGCUCCGUGCGUUCACUGCGGCGUCAUGUGGCUGAUAAAAUCAUGAUCGCGGCCGAAAAAACCGCCGAAGCCGUGAAGAGUCGAUGCGACACAGCCAGCGAUCGGCUCAACCGUUUUGAUCAGGAAUUCCAUAAGUAUUCCAAAAUUCUUGUUCCUCCAGCAUAUUGGCGCUCCAUCUACAAGCAGAAAUUGUACAUGUCAAUGACGCGGCACAAGCUUGGAAUUGUGUUCUAUUGCAACUUAGUGGAGUAUGGAAAUUUAAUUAACGAGCAGACAACCAGCCGGGCUUUCGAAUGCAUAAACCUGCUGCACGAAGGUUUUCAGAAUUUGAUAGACAAAGGUGGCCGUGUCUAUCGUGUGUACCGCAACGGUACAGGAUUUGUUGCUCUGGGGAAUGUUCCCUAUGGCGUUAAAGAGGAUCCAAUAGAUUCCAUCGCUCAUUUGGCAUUCGACUUUCUCACAUGGGCAUGGCGAGUCAAACUACCAGGACACCUUAUGGACGGCUUUCAGCUGCAGAUUGGAAUUCAUAGUGGGCCGCUCACAGCCGGUACGUUAAAGCAUAGUACAAACCACUUCAUUCCACUUGGUCCCGUUCAGAAAGAAGCGUGGGAUAUUGUUCGGUCUUCUGCUCCAUGCCGGAUCCUGAUUAGUGAAGAUUUCCAUCAAAAUCUUCGCCAGUUGGCGCAGAUUUUUAUUAAAUAUCGGAUUGUGCCUAAUACUGGCCGUGUUUUUGGAUACUCGAAGAAGACAUAUUGGCUCGUCGGCAUGAAUUACUAUCGAGGCCAGAGCCUGUUAGAUGACAUGUUUCUCUUAGAUCCGGAUAACCUUGAGGCAGCCGCCAAACUUGCCGCCAAAAAAGAAGCUCAGACUAAAGAUAGGAAAGGGAAUUUGAGGAACGAGCUGGUUAAAGUAGUGUCCGCCCUGCCCUUCGAUUAUCAGGCUUUAACAGCCGGUGGCGCGCAGUACGUGGUUGAUGUAAAGGAGAAGGAAAAGCGGCGGUCGCAGGCAUACGACCGAAAAUCGUUUGUGCACCAUGCUGGUCCGUUACUUUUGCCAUCGAUGCAAUUCGAUGAGAUCUUCGAGCGGAAGUCCCACCUGGAUAUGGAGCCGUCGGAAUUAAUGGUGCACCCAACGGUGACAUCUGGGAAUCAUCCACGAUAUGUUGCCGGUCCCAAAAAGGUGCACUCAGUAGAAGACACUGAUCAGCAACAUGCUGGUCGGCAUUCACCGGAAACAGAGAAGGCGUUGAAACGGUUGCGAGCCAUAAAGAAAAAAGAGAUAACAGAUAUGGAGCACAAACGGCAGGAUGAGGCCGCCCGUACACAUUUGCACCACGAGUUAUUAGAAGCCACCGGAUCUGAUGAACGUCUGCAGGAAGACUUACAGGAUGUGAAUCAAGGGGAACCACCCGAAAGCAAAGCAGACGAGAAAACCGAAUACUACCAAAGAUACUCAGACGUGCAUAGACCCAACCAAAGACAUAGACAUUAUUACGAUGAUGAGGACGAAGAGUACGAAGAAGCAGAGUCCGCGGAAGAAGUAUACGGCCAAUCUGACGAAUACUUUGCUGGGGAAAAUUAUGAAGAUGAUCAAAUAUAUUACGAUCCGGAAGUGGUAACCGGCAGUCUACAGUUUAUGCGAGAAAGCGAGAUUUUGUCAGACCAAAUGGAAAACCAUCUGGCUCAAAUGGCACAGGUCGAUUUUGAGCAGCAGCAGGUCGCUUAUGAUACCACGUAUUCGCAAACGAGUAUACCGGUUACUGAUGCACAUCAGCCGAAUGAAACAAUAAUCGAUGUGGUGCCCGAUGAGAAGGUCAAGCGCAAGAAAAAGAAAUCAAAAAAGCGUCGCAAGCAUAAGGAAGCCACAAAGGAUGAGGAUGAGUAAAGCGCCACUCUUAUCAUUCCUAGCUCAUGCAGACCUGUGCUUAGUUUCGUUGUUUUUCACCUUUCUUUACAACAACCCAGGGAAAACUGGGUGAGAUAUUUCGAAGUUUUGAACAUAUUUUUUUAUGUAUAAUCUUGUCAUAUUAUCUUUGAUAUUAGUGUUUAUUGACUACCAUAUUUAAACUGUAAUGCUAUUUGCUGUUACAUAGUAAAUGCAUCGAAUAGGUUGCACUUUGUCGUUCAUUUGAUGGUGUUUUGGGAAACACAUAACAAUUAUAUAAAUCUUGAAAA
Messenger RNA from Paramacrobiotus metropolitanus, 4817 nucleotides. RefSeq lists its product as uncharacterized. Lineage: Eukaryota; Metazoa; Tardigrada; Eutardigrada; Parachela; Macrobiotidae. Gene Ontology annotation, biological process: protein phosphorylation; intracellular signal transduction; cyclic nucleotide biosynthetic process. The record is from RefSeq and is a predicted model, not a curated record. Gene Ontology annotation, molecular function: ATP binding; protein kinase activity.